AUGACGACCACAGCACAGGAAGUGCGGCUCCUGGUGGGCCCUGUGGCUUCGGCGCUGGAGUGGCUGGGCAUGUUGCAGUUGCCUGGUAGCCCGCCCCUUGGGCUCAGGGCGCUGAUGGGAGUCUUGGUAGUCACCAUGGGCCUCCUUCUCUUCAUUCCGUCAGCGCUGUUGCUGCUGGUGGACCCGCCGUCCAAUGCAGAGACCUAUCGGGAGGUCUUCUUCCUCUCCGUCGCUAGCACCACCUGGUGGGUGAAGGCCGUGUUCUUCAUGCUAGAGCGUACUAGGCUUGAGGAGUUAAUGUCCAUCUUGGUGGAUUCGACGAAACGGUUUCCAGAAGACGGCAGUGGCAUCCGAAGGAAGUACCACCGGAGGGCAGCAAUGCUCUCUCUCGCCUGGCAGGCGGCGCCGGUUCUGUCAUUACCGACGUGGAUGAUGAUACCGAUGCUGGAAAGACAUUAUGUGACGCACGGGAACAUCACUGAGGUCUACCGGCGACCCAUGUUUUACAUGCUGACGCCUGGGAACGGGCUGGCGUCUCCCAAUUACGAAAUAAUCUACGUCGUCCAGUGCGUCGCCUUUUUGAUCGCAGUCGAGGGUAGUGUCCUGAUGGACAUAUACUUUGUUAACAUUAUGAUAAAGGUAACCUCCGAACUGGAACUCUUGAAUGUAAAUUUGGCUCGUAUGCGACUAUGUACGCCAGCACAAAGGCAAAUCCAGUCAGUGGGAAACAUCGCCGUUCCAGAAUAUUCUCAUACACGGAGCGGGCACUCUAAAGCGAAUUAUUUCUUCAACAAGACUAAAACUCUAGCGGAAGAAGAGCUGCAUGACAGUGCACUGAUCGACGAAAAUACAAGUGGUGCAAGUGAAGAGUUCUCUAAGCUCUAUAAGAGCUUAGUGAAGAAUGUUCGCCAUCAUCAGCGAAUUAUUGUGUAA
Schistocerca americana (American grasshopper) is the source of this 933-nucleotide messenger RNA. RefSeq lists its product as uncharacterized. Gene Ontology annotation, molecular function: odorant binding; olfactory receptor activity. Gene Ontology annotation, cellular component: plasma membrane. Gene Ontology annotation, biological process: sensory perception of smell; detection of chemical stimulus involved in sensory perception of smell. Bases 1 to 933 code for a protein of 310 amino acids. Lineage: Eukaryota; Metazoa; Arthropoda; Insecta; Orthoptera; Acrididae. The transcript has 3 exons. The record is from RefSeq and is a predicted model, not a curated record.